Molecule: messenger RNA, 378 nt
Organism: Prorocentrum cordatum
Lineage: Eukaryota; Dinophyceae; Prorocentrales; Prorocentraceae
Source: the annotation of a GenBank genome assembly
CGAUUUUGGCUCAAGCCAUUCUGGCUCGAGCUCAAGCCACCGCGGUGCAAGCGCUGCCCCCGGCAGCAGCCGAGCCUCUGUAGCUGCAGCGCGUGGCGUCCGAUGCGCGGCGUGGGGCAGGCGCUGGCCCGCUCGACCGCCUGGCCUGCAAUGCUGGCCAUGCUGUGUGGCCUGCCCUUCGUGCUCUUUGGGCCUCUCCGCGCCAGCAAGGUGCUGGGCAGCGGACGUGUGAUGCAGCCACGACCUGGGAGCGCCUCGGGCCCCACUGCGCGCGGUGCCAGGAAGGGCACCGUCCCGGACCCGCAGGAGUGUUCUCACAACCGCGAGGCUGCUCUUCGGGAGUACCGGAUGCACGGCGGGAGGCUGUUUUUUACCUAA